Molecule: messenger RNA, 2596 nt
Organism: Onychostoma macrolepis
Lineage: Eukaryota; Metazoa; Chordata; Actinopteri; Cypriniformes; Cyprinidae
Gene: aasdhppt
Product: aminoadipate-semialdehyde dehydrogenase-phosphopantetheinyl transferase
Cellular component (GO): cytosol
Molecular function (GO): holo-[acyl-carrier-protein] synthase activity; magnesium ion binding
Source: RefSeq, a predicted model, not a curated record
GAUGUGUGUGGUUUGGAACACAUGUGCAGGCUACCAGAGAAAGCAAAACAAAUGCUACAAAUUGCAUAAGACAAUAUAAUAAUAUGCAAUAAUGAUGACUGCAUAUUAUUAAUUAAUAUUAUAAUACUAAACCGCAACUUUAUAAUAUAUAACAGCUGUUAAUUAUGCUUAUUUCUACUAGUAGUUCUAUAGGAUAAUAACAGUGGUUGUCAUUGACUGUUGUGGUUGCCAGGAAUGGACGGGGUCCGGUGGGCGUUCCGCUGCGGUUCGUGGGUACCGACCCGUUCCGAGUGGACCCUGGCGGCCCGGUGCGUUCAGCAGGAGGAGAAAGACCGGAUCGCGCAGUUCGUGUUCGCCAAAGAUGCCAAAUCCGCCAUGGCCGGUCGUCUGCUGAUCAGAAAGCUGGUGUGUGAGAAGAUGGGUUUUGCAUGGGACGGGUUUCGGCUGGAAAGAACAGCGCGGGGGAAACCGUUCCUGCCACGGACCUCAUCCACCGCCGUCACCCACUGGAACUUCAACGUGUCCCAUCAGGGAGAUUAUGCCGUGCUGGCAGCAGAACCGGGACGCCAGGUGGGCGUAGACGUGAUGAAGACCAGCAGACCAGGCAGUAGCUCCGUACAGGAGUUUUUCCGGAUCAUGAAUCGUCAGUUCACGGAUCUGGAGUGGACAAAUAUCCGGACGGCCGGAUCAGACUGGGACCAACUGGACAUGUUUUAUAGGCACUGGGCGCUGAAGGAGAGCUUCAUCAAAGCGAUUGGCACAGGGCUGGGCUUCGACCUGCAGAGGGCGGAGUUUCACAUCUCGCCCAAUCAGAUGCGCGAGGGGCAAGUGUACCGGCAGACACAGAUGUACCUGGACAAUGAAGGAGAGGACUGGACAUUUGAGGAGAGCUUAUUGGACAAAGAUCAUCACGUCGCUGUGGCGCUGGGAAAACCCGAAAUCAGCACAUCCGAAGAGGACGGUGGGACUGUUUGUGAAGCUCCGCCCCUUUCGUUCACACUGUUGAGUUUCAGUGAUCUGGUGUCUAAAGCCACGCCCCUUCUAGAGGAAGACCCCGCCUACUGGGAGAGAUUUCAGAGCAAAAAGGAAGCACCUUUAAGACAAAAUCGAUAUCAUCAAACUGAUUUGUUUAGGAAGGCACAAACCAGCUAUUGAUGAUGUUUGUGCAGCUGUUUUCCCUCCAAAAUGAUGUCACUUCCUGGAGGAUAAUGUCAUCAAGGAACAGGCUUCAGUUAGUUAAUGGGAUAUAAACUGUGAGUUUUAUUAUACAGUAUGACAUAUCUGAUGGGAAUGUGAAAAUGUACUGCAUAGGAAUGAUCCAUUUAUGUAAGAGAUAAGUUUAUUUUCCCAACCUACACCUCCUAAAGUCUCUCUCUCUCUCUCUCUCUCUCUCUCUCUCUCUCGUUCCCUCCAUCUGCCACUGUCUAUUUUUAUCAGCAGACAUUCAGCAGGCCAUUAGCUCGGUGUGUUUGGAAGGUCCUGCUUUUAACAAAUCGCUGCUGUUCGGAUGCAGGUAUGCGUUUCCGCUCCUGCUGUUUCCGCUCUUGUGCCGUUAUUUUAUUUGUGCGGUAAAGUCCCGCCCCUCGCGCUGAUUGACCGGAGCUGCAGCCACACAGCUUGUGAGUUACUGAGCCUGUCCAAACUCAUACAGUAGAGGUUAAAAGAGCAAAGUCUAUUACAGCAAAGCAGAACGGUCGAGGAUGAACUCAUCGGAAACGCAGAUGGGAUCCGAUUUAGAUAAAACUCUAGUACCCACGUGUAAUUACAUUUUUUUCUAAAGUAGGAAAAUAGAGACUAAGCAGACUGUUAAGUGAUGUACAUUUCAAAUUGAAAUUUUAAUAUAAAUGAGUUUUCAUGAUGCAAUUUAAUAAUGCACCAUCCAAUUAUAGUCUUGUUUUGGUUGCGCAUGAUUUGCAUUUUCUUAAAGUUCUAUAAACCAGACAGGAAAAAGGUUUAAUAUGAUAUAAAAUGAUGCAAAAUGAAGCAUAUUGGUCAUUUUUAAUGUUCAAUAAAUGUUCAAUUUAUUAUUUAGUAUUUUAUUACUAAUAAUUAUAUUUUUCAAAGAUUUUUUAUUUAUUUAUUUUAUUUUUUUGAAGUAGAAAUACCUGUGUUUUUGGCUUGGCAAAUAUUGGCAAUGUUUAAUGUUCAAUAAAUUAUUACAUUAAUAGUAAUUGUUUAGAAUUAUUUUAUUAUUAAUAAUAUUUUAAGAAAUGUUUUUAAGUAGAAAUACCUGUUUUUUUGACUUGACGUGAAGCAUAUUGUCAAUAUUUAAUAGUUGACAAAUUGUUACAUUAAUUAAUAGUAAUAUUUAGAAUCGAUUUUUAUUAAUAAUAAUAAUUAUAUUUUUAGAAACAUGUUUAUUUGACCUUUUUUAAAAAUAGAAAUACCUGUUGUUUUGACUUGACGUGAAGCAUACUGACGAUGUUUAAUGUUCAACAAAUUAUUACAUUUAAUAGUAAUUUUUAGGAUUUCUUUAUUAUUAUUAUUAUUAUUAUUAAUUAUAUUUUUAAAAGAAAAAUGUUUACCAUUUUUUUAGAAGUAGAAAUACCUGAUUUUGGCUUGAUGUGAAGCAUAUCCUGAUGUUUAAUAAAUUAUU